Molecule: messenger RNA, 2573 nt
Organism: Octopus bimaculoides (California two-spot octopus)
Lineage: Eukaryota; Metazoa; Mollusca; Cephalopoda; Octopoda; Octopodidae
Product: elongator complex protein 2
Biological process (GO): tRNA wobble uridine modification
Cellular component (GO): elongator holoenzyme complex
Molecular function (GO): protein binding
Source: RefSeq, a predicted model, not a curated record
GAUAACACAUCGCAUGACACCGUUUAAGAAACAGCAUGGUGGAUGUUGUUACGAAAUAUAUCAGUGCUGGCUGUAAUAGCACACCUCAUGUGGCAGACUGGGGCAAGAAUGGCUGUAUUUGCUUUGGAUCUUGUAAUUCUGUAGUUGUUUACCAACCCCAGGUAUCUCAAUCUCAAAUAAAGGAUGCUGGCUCUAUUUUGUCCACACUGAAGUCUCACAAAAAUAGAGUAAAUUGUGUAAGAUGGAUGAAAACAAGAAAAGCUGCAGAAUGGGAAAUCAUUUCUGGCUCUGUUGACAAGACAGCAAUUCUGUGGACUCAAGUAGGCAGUCAGUUCCAGUGUUCCCAAAUUCUGGCUGGGCAUGAUGGUGCUAUUACAACUUUGGACAAUAUAGAAAUUGAAGAUUUGGAUUUUGAACCAAAAUCUGAAGUAACUGAAUCUCCUUCAAGCCAUAACCUCAUUGUAACCUCAUCUGUAGAUUCUACAGUUAAAGUUUGGCACCGGUUUAAUUCUGAAGAAUUUCAUGACAUCCAAACUAUAUCAUUGAAUACUGGGUUUGCCCUUGAUGUGGCUCUGGUUUCACCUGAAAAUUCUUCAGGUGUGAUCCUUGCUUGUGGCUGUGAUAAUCAGAAAGUGAACCUCUAUGUCUGGCAGCAAUGUCAGUUUGUAUCUGCUGUGUCUCUGUCUGGCCAUGAUGAUUGGGUGUCUGGUGUUGAUUUCUGUGUUGAAGAUAAUGGUGAUCUUCUAUUGGCAAGUUGUGGACAAGAUUUCAUUGUGCGUAUAUGGAGGAUUUCCCAGAAAACUACUCCCGAGGAGAACAGUAACAUUAUAGUCAGGGAUAAGCCUGCUACUGGAAAUAUUCAGAUGAAGGAAACCCUGAUCAAUGUACAGAGUAAAGGCUCUAGUCUCUGCUUUGCAAUUACAUUGGAAUCAGUUUUGCUGGGUCAUGAUGGAUGGAUUUACAGUGUUAGAUGGCAUCCCCCCAUUGAAAAAGAAAAUGGUUGGCAUCAACCUCUGCGACUUCUUACUGCUUCCAUGGAUAAAACCAUGAUACUUUGGUCUGUUGAUAAAGAUUCUGGAGUUUGGGUUGAAGAGGUUCGUGUUGGAGAAGUUGGUGGAAAUACAUUAGGGUUUUAUGGUGGUUUGUUCAGUCCAUGUGGUGAUUCUAUCUUAGCCCAUGGUUACCAAGGUGCUCUACAUCAAUGGACAUUUAAUAAAGAGAAGCUAUGUUGGGAACCAGCUGUAACAGGAGGUGGACAUUUCAAGGCUGUUGAUGAUAUUGCUUGGGAUCCAUUUGAUGGGAGUUACUUGCUUAGUGUCAGCUUGGAUCAAACCUGUAGACUUCAUGCCCCUUGGGUGACAGAUACCCUACAGCGACCAACAUGGUAUGAAGUUGCCCGUCCUCAAGUACAUGGCUAUGAUAUACAAUGUCUUGCUGCUCUACAUCGUUACAAGUUUGUCAGUGGUGCAGAUGAGAAAGUGUUAAGGGUGUUUCAUGCACCAAAGAAUUUUAUUGAGAAUUUUUGCAAUAUUAGCAAAUUGGACAUCGAAGUGGAAUUGAAAAAUAAGGAAAUUUCUUCUGUGCCACAAGGAGCCAGUGUUCCAGCCCUUGGCCUCUCCAAUAAAGCUGUCUAUUGCAAUGAGAAAACUGCUGAAGAGGAGGUCGAGGCCCAUCCCAACGAGCAAUACCCUGAGGUUUAUUUUUCUCCAGUGACACUUCACGAGCCACCUACAGAAGAACAUUUACUACAGAACACACUGUGGCCUGAAACACAAAAGUUAUAUGGACAUGGUUAUGAGAUCUUUGCAGUAGCAGCUGAUCCUAGAGGAGAAAUACUUGCUUCAGCUUGUAAAGCUUCCAAAAGUGAAUUUGCAGGAAUUAUCUUAUGGAAUUGUUCAAACUGGAAACAACUUGGUGUCCUUGAAGGCCCAUCAUUGACGGUCACUCAACUGGCUUUUUCAUAUGAUGGUCAACAUCUUCUGUCUGUGUCCAGGGACCGUACCUGGACACUUUUUAGACAUGCAGUGGACCAUGAUAUUCCAUUUAAGAAAAUUGCCUCUGUUGACAAAAAGACUUCAGCCCAUUCUCGCAUAAUUUGGUCAUGUUGUUGGUCACAUGACAAUGCCUAUUUUGCCACAGCAUCUCGGGAUAAGAAAGUAAUUCUCUGGAAUUGUCCUCCACCCUCAGCUAAUGUCAUCUCUGUUCAACCAAAAGACAAUUUCAUAUUCAGUGAUUCAGUAACAGCAGUUGAUAUGGCUCCUACCUUCACACCUGAUAACAAUUAUUUACUCAGUAUUGGUUUGGACAGUGGUAUUAUAGAGUUGUUAUCCUGGUCACCUGACCAACCAACACCAUGGCAACAUUUGAAAGUCUUGGACUUAAUUUCUCAUCAUUUAACUGUGAAGAGACUGAAAUUCUCCAGAGUUAUUAAAGACCACCAACAACAGAACAAAGAUGACGACAAUUCACAGUUUAUGCUGGCAUCCUGUGGUAAUGACUUCUCUGUCCGAAUUUUUAACAUUUUUCUAGGACAAUGUUAAAUAAAUAAAUAAUACAAUUAUAUUUUCCACAAA